Lathyrus sativus (Indian pea) is the source of this 1311-nucleotide messenger RNA. Lineage: Eukaryota; Viridiplantae; Streptophyta; Magnoliopsida; Fabales; Fabaceae. The record is from the annotation of a GenBank genome assembly.
AUGGUUUUGUCAUGGACAAGAAGAACCGUUUUCCGCCGUGCUCACAAGGCAAAGGAACACCUUCCCGGCGUUGAUUUAACCGUCGAGGAGAUAAUAACCCCGGCCCAUUUCCGGUGUCCGGUGAGUCUAGACUUGAUGAAAGAUCCGGUCACUCUAUCCACCGGAAUCACCUACGACAGAGGUAGUAUCGAGAAAUGGAUUGAGUCUGGAAACAAGACAUGUCCGGUUACUAAUCAGAAGCUUACCACUUUUGAGAUCACACCGAAUCAUUCCAUAAGAAAAAUGAUUCAGAGUUGGUGUGUUGACAACAGUUCUUAUGGGAUUGAGAGGAUUCCGACUCCUCGUAUACCGGUUUCUAGCUACGAGGUUUCCGAGGUUUGUACGAGGUUGUUGUCUGCUUCUAAAAACUUGGAUGAGAAAAAAUGUGCGGAGUUUGUCGGAAAGAUUAAGGUUUGGUGGAGAGAGAGUGAGAGGAAUAAGAGGGUUAUAGUUGGAAAUGGAGCUUGUUCUGUUCUUGCAACGGUUUUUGAUUCUUUUUCAAGUGUUUCUUUUGAAAAUCAUGUUGUUGUUUUGGAGGAGAUUUUGGAGAUUUUAACAUGGAUGGUUGUUAUAACAUCUUUUGGUGAAACAAAAUCCAAACUAUGUUCAUCUUUAUCUUCUUUAGAUUGCUUGGUUUGGUUUCUAGAUGGUAAAGAUUUAGGAGCAAGACAAAAUGCUGUUUUGUUGCUUAAGGAAAUGAAUGUGGAGGAGUUAUCAAAAGUUGAAGGUGUUGUGGAAGGUUUGGUUAAGAUUAUCAAGGAACCAAUUGGGUCUAGUGCUACAAAAGCAUGUUUGACCACAAUUUUCAAGAUGGUUUCAUCAAGUAAAAAUAGAGUUGAAGUUGGAGAAAAGUUUGUUGAAUUGGGUUUGGUUUCAUUUUUGCUUGAAUCAAUAGUUGAUGGAGAGAAAGGGGUGUGUGAGAAAGCACUUGGUGUGUUGGAUUGUUUAUGUGAUUGCCAAAAAGGGAAAGAGGUUGUUAAGAUGAAUGCUUUAGCUUUACCUCUUGUGAUUAAGAAAAUCUUGAGGGUUUCUCCUUUAGCUUCUGGUUUUGCUGUUGGUGUUGUUAGGAAGAUGUGUGAGAAGAAGGAAGAAGGAGUUUUGAUUGAGGUGAUUCAACUUGGGGGUUUUCAGAAACUAUUGGUUAUGUUGCAAGUUGGGUGUGAGGAGAAGACUAAAGAGAAUGCUACUGACUUGUUGAAGAUGUUGAAUGGUUAUAGAAGCAAAGCUGAAUGUGUUGAGUCUUCAUUAGAGUUCAAGUAUCUUAAGAACUAA